AUGGCAACUGAACAGGACAAUCAAUUUUGUUCCUUCAACGUUGGUGGUUGUUUUUUUUCCAUCCGGUUCAACCGACUUUCUCACCUUCAGGACUCGUUGCUUUUCAAAGACACGUCUUCUGGUCAGAAACCACGGUGGUUUAUCGACAGAGACGGAUGCACAUUCAGACACGUACAGUAUUAUCUACAAACUGGGAAACUAGCUACAUCAUGUGUAUCAGAAUUAAAUAUUUUAUAUGAGCUUACUGCAGGUCUACGUCUAACGUCACUGCUACAGGCCUUAGAGAACCUCCAGUCAGGGAAGCAUUUCCUGCGAGACCGGCCAGUAGACCUGCAGGUGACUGAGAGAGCCACUCUGAACUACUGGAAGACCAGAAUCUGUAACACCAGAGAACCUGAUCCCAUAGCCAGCCCAGUGUCCUCAGUUCAUGACGCGGUACCCCUGGGUCUGGUGGGGACUCCUCUGGUCGACGGUGACGAGGAGGUGCUGUACUGCUUCGUUCCCAUGGAGACGGUCCGCCUGUACCCCGCCCUGGUGACGCCUCACAACCUGCUGUGGUUGUGUGACGACCUGGUCGUCAUCGAGUGUGACAGCUCUCUCUUCAGAUUCAUAGCUAAUUACCUUCAGACCGGAAACAUCUUCCUGCCAGAGGACUUCAGUGAUCAUGACAGGCUGAACCAGGAGGCCAGAGCGGCUGGCAUGACGGACUUCCUGGAAGAGUUACAGAAACGACCCGAAUUGAUUGGUGAUGACAUCAUGCAGCCUCAAGAUGGCUGCCCUCAGAUGAAGCAACAGCAGCAGCAGCAGCAGUUGACCCCUCAACCUCUGUACAUUAUGACCUUUGACCUGUUGGUGAGGUACCAGGACUCUGCUCUGGGACAGCUCUGUGUGAACAGUAACGUGGAGGGGAGCAGGCUGCACCUCUCUGGCAACGGGGUGGUCUUCCAACACGUGGAGAACUGGUUGGGGACGAGCCGUGUCCCGCUGACAGAGAGGCAGUGUGAGCUGCUGGGGUUGUGUGAGUACCUGGACAGGCAGGAUGAGGCCUACCACACCUUCAGAGAUGCACUGUGGGAGUUCCUACACAGGACCAGGACCACAGGCGGGUGUUUUACAGCAGGGCCCUGGUCCGUCUCAGUGGCAACGUUCAGCAUUUAUAAAGUUGUUAAAGUUUAUGUGGGAACACACUGGUACGCCACUUACUACAAAACCCUGUUAAAGCACCCAGAGCUCCUGUCCAACCCCAGGAAGAGCAGCUGGAUCGUAUUCGGUCACAGUCUCCAGAUCAGGGCCGACGGAGCGAUGUUCAGACACAUCCUCAACUUCCUGAGAUGUGGACGCCUGUUGCUUCCCUCUGUGUUCAAGGAAUGGCGGCUGCUGUGCCAUGAGGUAGAGGAGUUUCAGAUCCCAGCUCUGACUGGAGCCCUGGAGGACUGUUCUGACUACAGGGCCUGGUGUGAGAGCAAGACGCCUGCUGCCGGUAACCAGUCUUCCUCUUCAGCCGAGUCCUUACUCUUUUACAACCAAGAUCAAGAUGGCUUCACGGGGAUCGGUUACCAACCGGAGAGCAUGGAUGUAAGUCCAUCCCAAACACAAGAUGGAGUCAGUCCUGAAGACUCCUUCAUCUCAGUGGGUGAGGACAUCUGUCCCUUGGUGGAACCAGAGAACGAGCUGAGACGGAGAGACUGUCUGCUUCAGAGACUAGAGGAGAGCAGACAGGUCAAUACAGAGGACAGAAUAGAGCCAAGCCAGCUGUCGCCAGCUCCUCUACAGUCAACAGUAGAGUCAACAGUACAGUCUGGUGGUCAGACCAGUCACCUCUCAGUCCCCUCUGACAGACUGUCUCAGGACAAUAACACAUCAGAUACCACCAGCAAGCUCUCAUCCUCCCCUUUGGUACCAAACAGAACAUUGGACACAAUGGAUACCAGAAAGCUAUCCUCUUCUCUCUGCAGUGUAACACACCAGCCUGACCAUGCUAGUAAAUUCUCCCCAAAAGGGCUGAGUAGUCCUGGACAGAAACCAGUAGGUUCCAGACGCUUCUCGUCUCCUGGUCGAUAUCAGGCUGGUUUGGUAGAGAGGGCAACGCCAGACGGGCUAGAUGAGAUCUCGGCCUCUCUCCAGAGCAUGAUGGCAGAGACUGUGUUUCAGAGUGGGCCCAACACACAGCCCUGGGGAACGCCAUCUGGGGAAGGGACCCUCUGCCCCUCCACAGGUUCCAGGGGCUCCACGCCUGAUCCUAUCCCUCCUGACCCACUCCCCAAUCCAGCCUCAGCCAGGCUGUCUACCCUCACAGCCUUCCUGGCCAGACAGGGACUCCCUGGGGGUGCACAGGGGACAAGGUACCCCACACAGAGGGCCGAUGUGGAGGGAGAGAGUCAGGGACGGAGCACAGUCAAGCAUAACAGCAGUACUCAGAGAGAAGACUUCCAUUGGAGCAGACCUGCCCUGGGGGGCUGCUUGUUCCCGGUGCAGGGUUGUGUUCUCAGGGUUGACCACCCUCCGGUCCUGGGCAGAGGGGAGCCUGGAGGAUACUUCACCCAGAGCCUAAUUUACACAGCCAGUCCUCCACACACAGGUUACGGAGCCGACAAAGACCUAAAUGCGAGAGGAGAUAUCAAGAGUCCAGAUGUGGCUUUUGCCUGCAUCAAUGUGUCCUGGGAGGACAUGGUGUUUGGGAGGCAGUGCCAUGUCUUUCUGUCCGGACUCAUCCUGGACUCCAUAAGACUAGAGGACUCCAAGGACUGCACUCUCAAGAUAACCAACCUGGUCUAUUUCCUCUGGACAGGACAGGCGAAGGCUGAGGACUUUGUCUCUGAGCUCCUCAGAAUCAUUUGUUCUGAGAGACGGGAGAAGAGCAGAGAGCAGCUGCUCCUGCAGUGGUUGGAGUUCUCCCUUCCUCUAGCCCAGCGCUACUCUGACUGUCUGGAGCAGCUGGACAGAGGACACUGUCGUACAGUCUGUCUGUUUCCUUAAGACUACAGACCCAGUGUCCCCCCCCACCUCAACACAGACUACAGACCCAGUGUUCCCCCCCACCUCAACACAGACUACAGACCCAGUGUCCCCCCCACCUCAACACAGACUACAGACCCAGU
This is a messenger RNA of Oncorhynchus nerka (sockeye salmon), 3098 nucleotides long. RefSeq names its product BTB/POZ domain-containing protein KCTD19-like. NCBI's taxonomy places the organism in Eukaryota, Metazoa, Chordata, Actinopteri, Salmoniformes, Salmonidae. The transcript is spliced from 16 exons. The record is from RefSeq and is a predicted model, not a curated record. Bases 1 to 2976 code for a protein of 991 amino acids. Gene Ontology annotation, biological process: protein homooligomerization.